AUGCUUAAGCAAGAUCCAAAGUUAGAGCUCAGCUUUCAAGACUUCCUAGCCCUUCAAAAGGUUGUAUUCGACUGGGCUGACAGCUAUGAUGCAAAGGACUGGGACCGUCUGAGGAGCAUCGUUGCACCUACCCUUACUGUCGAUUACACCGAGAUCGGUCUACGAAGAUGGGACCCCAUGCCGGCCGAAGACUACCUGGAAAUGGUAACUGAGGUUGGAUUCCUCGGAAACCCCACCAUAAAAACCCAGCACCUCAUCGGAGCAACAUGGUGGGAGGUUGUCUCGGAGACUGAAGUCAUUGGGCAUCACCAGCUGCGUGCCGCCCACCAAGUCUAUACCAGCCCUGACUUGAGUGAUGUUAAGCUAAAGGGCCACUCCCAUGCCACCAAUGAGCAUUACUAUCGCAAGAUUGAUGGACAGUGGAAGUUCGCUGGACUGAAGCCUACAGUGCGUUGGAAUGAGGAGCUGUUCGAGGAGGUGUUCCCGGCAACCCAGUAA
This is a messenger RNA of Aspergillus puulaauensis, 498 nucleotides long. RefSeq names its product scytalone dehydratase arp1 (gene arp1). The record is from RefSeq and is a predicted model, not a curated record. Lineage: Eukaryota; Fungi; Ascomycota; Eurotiomycetes; Eurotiales; Aspergillaceae. Gene Ontology annotation, molecular function: scytalone dehydratase activity. The coding region runs from base 1 to 498 and encodes 165 amino acids. The transcript has 4 exons. Gene Ontology annotation, biological process: melanin metabolic process.